GCCGGAAGCACUCGAACGCCACACCAUUUCCUCCUCCCUUCAGUCGCAGAGCACUGCGCAUGCGCCGUGUCGCCGCCGAGCCUGUGGCUGACUGGAAAGUUUUUAUCACUCUUAUUUUUUUUUUUGGGUCGCAUCUUAUCAGUCGACAAUGUCUCGCACUGCAGAAGACAGACUUUUUUUUACGGGAACGUAACCCGUGACAGGGCGUAGCGGAGGGGACGGACAUGGCCGUAGAAAACCGCUCGUUGUCGUCGAAAUGGCGAGCCGUGGGGUUUGGGGUCUGUUUUUUUACCCGAGCUGAAUGGACUUUUUUCCCCCUUGGAAGCUGCGGGUUAAGCUAAGCUAAGCUAAGAUAACUGGCUCCGGCGAAGAUACACCGAGGAGACUCUUUGACAUGUAGACGGCCUUAAUCGAUCACCAUGUCUGACCAAAACCAUUACUGGACGGUGCUGCCGAGCUACAAGAGUAGUUUUGUCACCGGGGCCAUGAUGAAAAGAUCCAGAGGUGCCCGCAACAACAAGAGGAGGAGUUUGGCGGUCGGGACCCCUUCGCCCACGCUCUCACGACCGCUUUCGCCUCUCCCACUUGCCACAGCUGGCAGCAGCCCUUCAGAAAGCCCCAGAAAUGUCUCUGCCAGCAGCUCUGCCAACUUCCAAUUCGCUCGCAGCCAUCUGGCCCGCACUGAGAGAGGCGAUGGCCGAAGAUGGUCUGUGGCGUCCGUACCCUCCUCUGGAUACUGCACCAAUGCACCCAGUUCAUCAGUAUCCUCGUCUUCUUCCCAGGAGCUCUUGCACCAGUUGCCCCUCCAGCCUACACAAGAUGAUCUCCACUUCCUCUUCAAACAUUUCCGGAGCACAGAAAGCGUGGCUGAUGACGAAGGAACUCAUCCCUCACCCCCCGUCAGGCUCCGCUCGCGUAGUCUCAGCCCUGGACGGACUUGUGGAACAUUUGACAAUGAGAUUGUCAUGAUGAAUCAUGUCUAUAAAGAACGUUUUCCCAAGGCAACGGCGCAGAUGGAGGGUCGACUUCUGGACAUCAUUGAGGAGUGUUCCCCGGGAACCGCCCUGCCCCUGGCUGACGGCGUCCUCGGCUUCAUCCAGCACCAGCUGCUGGAGCUGGCCCGAGACUGCCUGGAUAAGUCCCAGGAAGGCUUGGUCACCUCCAGGUACUUUGUGGAGCUGCAGGAGAAACUGGAGAAGCUUCUGCAUGAGGCGUACGAGCGCUCGGAGAGCGAAGAAGUGACCAUCAUCACAAAACUGGUGAAAAAGAUCCUCAUCAUUAUCUCCAGGCCUGCCAGGCUGCUGGAAUGUCUGGAGUUUGAUCCAGAGGAGUUCUACCAGCGUUUGGAGGCUGCAGAAGGUCAAGCCAAAGGUGGCCAGGGGAUCAAGACUGAUAUUCCUCGAUAUAUCAUCAGCCAGCUCGGCCUCAACAGGGAUCCUCUGGAAGAGAUGGUCCAACUGGAGCAAACAAGCCCGAGUCACAGGUCAGCCAGCAGAGAGUCUGAUGAAUCUGGAGAGACAACACCAAUACAGAGCCGUGCACUGUGCACUCCCCCGCGUAGGAAACCACUGGAGAGUGACUUUGAGACCAUCAAGCUCAUUAGCAACGGUGCCUAUGGAGCUGUAUUUCUAGUCCGUCACAAAGAAACCCGACAACGCUUCGCCAUGAAGAAGAUCAACCGGCAGAAUCUGAUGUUAAGAAACCAGAUCCAGCAGGUGUUCGUGGAGCGAGACAUCCUCACCUUUGCUGAAAACCCCUUCGUGGUUUCCAUGUUUUGCUCGUUCGAAACACGGCGGCACCUCUGCAUGGUCAUGGAGUAUGUAGAAGGUGGGGAUUGUGCCAAUCUGUUGAAGAACAUUGGUCCUCUGCCCGUCGACAUGGCCCGCAUGUAUUUUGCAGAGACCGUCCUGGCUUUAGAGUACCUUCACAACUAUGGCAUUGUCCACAGAGACCUCAAACCUGACAAUUUGCUGAUCACCUCAAUGGGACACAUAAAGCUUACAGACUUCGGUUUGUCAAAGAUUGGCCUCAUGAACAUGACGACUAAUUUGUAUGAAGGCCACAUUGAGAAGGACACAAGAGAGUUCAUUGACAAGCAGGUGUGUGGUACUCCAGAGUACAUUGCCCCUGAGGUGAUCCUGCGACAGGGCUAUGGGAAGCCUGUGGACUGGUGGGCCAUGGGCAUCAUUCUCUAUGAGUUCCUUGUAGGCUGCGUGCCUUUCUUUGGGGACACACCCGAGCAGCUCUUUGGUCAAGUGGUCAACGAUGACAUCAUCUGGCCCGAUGGAGAGGACGCUCUGCCUGCUGACGCCCAAGACCUUAUCACCAGACUACUUCGUCAGAGCCCGCUGGAUCGCCUAGGAACAGGUGGAACUACUGAGGUGAAGAUGCAUAUGUUCUUCCUGGGUCUUGACUGGAAUGGGCUGCUGAGGCAGAAAGCUGAGUUCAUACCACAACUCGAGACUGAGGAUGACACCAGUUAUUUUGACACCCGAUCGGAGCGUUACGCUCAUCUUGGCUCUGAUGAAGAUGAUGAAACUAACGACGAUGAAUCCUCUCUUGAACUGCGACAGUUCUCCUCGGUGGCACAUCGCUUCAGCAAGGUGUACAGCAGCACAGAGCACCUGUCCACCUCCACGCCGUCCAACCAGAGCUUGUCGUCCUCCGAGAGAAGCCACAGCGAGGAGAAGGAUGAGCGAUGGGAGAGCAGAGGAGUCUUUUCCCCUGGUGACGGACACAAACAUCUGGCGAGUGGGGACAGAACAGAUGGACUCAGGGGGAGUUUGCGACCUCGUGCUUCGUCCAGUUCCUCCCAGUCUGAGCGCAGUGCUAGCCCACUGGUCCUGAACAGCACCCAGAGUCUGGACAUCAUGCCUCGCUUUGCUAUCUCUGCCGAAGAGGAAGAAGGUAUGGUCUCCAACCUGCGGCGCAUUCGUCUCCGCAGCAACAGCACUGGCACGCGACCGUCGUUCCGCAGAGGCGCUUCCAGACGGAUUGCCCACCAAUUGGAGACACCGGAAAAAGCCAGACCUCCAGCUGGAAAAGUCCCUAAAUCUGCAUCAGUGUCCGGUCUCUCCCUCAUUAUUACCCCAGAUGACUCAGCGGGCCCUCCUUCCAGCCCCAAGUCUUCUCUAUCGCUGUCGUCCAACCCCUCGUCCAGAGACUCCUCUCCCAGCCGGGAUCUUUCCAUCAACAUCAGCUGCCUAAGGCCUCCAGUAGUCAUCCACAGCUCUGGGAAGAGGUUUGGCUUCGCUUUGCGAGCAAUCAGAGUCUACAUGGGAGACAGCGAUGUCUACACAGUUCACCACAUGGUCUGGUGUGUGGAGGAGGGCAGCCCGGCACAUGAGGCAGGCUUGAGAGCCGGUGACCUCAUCACUCACGUCAACGGGGAGUCUGUGCAGGGACUUGUCCACACUGAGGUGGUGGAGCUUCUGCUGAAGAGUGGCAACCGGGUGACCCUGCAGACUACUGCUUUGGAGAACACUUCCAUCAAGGUGGGUCCUGCCCGGAAGACGAGCUACAAGGCUAAGAUGGCCCGGCGUAGCAAGAAGAGCAAGAGGAGAGACGGGCAGGACAGCCGGCGCCGUAGCAUCUUGAAGAAGCUUUCUAAACACACGCCUCCUCCGCCCAUGCAAAGUAGUCGCAGCUUCUCGUCCGGGUUCCACCAGUCAUCCAGUGACAGCCUCUCUGGCUCCCCCACACAGUCCAUCUCUCCUGGCCCCUCCACGCCCUGCCGCUCCCCCGCUCCCGACCACUCCGGAGAUUCCAGUUCCUCUCCCUGCUCCAGCUCCCCCAACUCACCAGUCCCCCAGGCCCGUCCCAGCUCCCUUCACGUCCUGGGCCGCUACACCAAGGCGGGUCGCUGCAAGUCCACCAGCAGCAUCCCUCCGUCGCCGCUGGCCUGCAUCCCGCCUCCUCAGCCUCUGUCUCCUCAGUGCUCGCCCUCCUGCCUCCCCAGCCACCCCAGGUCCCUGCAGGGCUUUCACGGUAAGACACUGUCCCCUCCCACUAUUGCCCGCCACUCCGUGCGUCCCCGCAGUGCCGAGCCGCCGCGCUCGCCGCUCCUCAAGAGGGUGCAGUCGGCGGAGAGGCUGACCGGCGAUAAAGCGACGGGCGGUUACCACGGCGACAGGAAGGCCUACAGCACGCGCCGCCAUACCCUGGAGGUGCCUCUGUCCGAGGGCGAAGACGUGGAAGAGGACAGCGCCACGGGGUUCGUAUGUGUUGGUGAACACGGCCGCCAGGGACUGUGCGUCGGGGGGCCCAGAGGCCACCCGGACCUGAUGGGCGGAGCCUCUUCUUCCUCCCCACAACACCGCGGCAACCAUCACUCCAAAGAGGUGGUCGUCAUGAGGAAGCUGGCUCUGUCGGAGCGCCGGGACUCCUUCAAGAAACAGGAGGCCGUGCAAGAAGUGAGCUUUGACGAUUUGGACGAGAGGGAGGCCACGCCCGGCCCCAAGCUUCCUGUCACUCAAUCGAAGGCGUUCAAGGCGUCCUGGCUCGACUCCGGUCCCAAGCUGGAAGGGAAAGCAUCGCAGGAUACGGCAGCACCGCAGAAGGCCAAGUCCAAAGAUAAAGAGAGGAUCUAGUCGGGUAGUCACUUAGCAGCAGAAAGAGAUUCAAGAGGAACUGCACUUUUUAAGAAUGUUGCCGAUCCUUUACAAUCCUUAUGAAAGACAAGAACACAUUUAAUUUUUUUUAUGUAUUCU
Molecule: messenger RNA, 4709 nt
Organism: Entelurus aequoreus (snake pipefish)
Lineage: Eukaryota; Metazoa; Chordata; Actinopteri; Syngnathiformes; Syngnathidae
Gene: mast3a
Product: microtubule associated serine/threonine kinase 3a
Exons: 27
Coding region: 420-4589 (1389 amino acids)
Biological process (GO): peptidyl-serine phosphorylation; intracellular signal transduction
Molecular function (GO): protein serine/threonine kinase activity; magnesium ion binding; protein binding
Source: RefSeq, a predicted model, not a curated record